Vigna umbellata (rice bean) is the source of this 989-nucleotide messenger RNA. The record is from RefSeq and is a predicted model, not a curated record. Lineage: Eukaryota; Viridiplantae; Streptophyta; Magnoliopsida; Fabales; Fabaceae.
GAAUAAAUAAAUUGUGUGGUGAUUGAUACUAUGGACAUGAGAACAUAAACAUUAUUGGUACGACGAUACUGAAAAUGUUUGUCCCAAGUACCAAAAUUUAUGGAAUAGAGGACCCUUGCGGUGGCUGCCGGAGCAUCGCCGGAGUGUCGCCGGACCCUUUCAAGAAACUGCAGUGGUAGCAAAGACAAAAUAAGUGAGGACUGCAGGCAAAUGUUUUGCACAACCAGGUCAACUACGUUGCAGGUACAACACUUGCACACUCCAAGCCAACCAAACUUUUUCAUUGGAAACCCUGGUCUAUGUGGCUAUUGGCUGGAUUCAUCUUGUCAAGGGUCUCACGCUACCGAGCGAGAUGCCCUUGUGGUUCAUGAAGAGACAGGAUCAUUUGAAGUGAACCUUUUCUCUAUAACAAGACUAAUUGAUUCAAGUCAAACUACAACAAAGCAAGUGAAACCUUUUUGUCAGCUUCACAAGAUUCUCAAGUUCAAACUAUCACCUAAUUCUGAAAUCCACAGCAUCAUUAUAGAUGAGGAGGUCAAGUGAAUUUAAAGCUUACGACAGAACAUGGGAAUGGGUGCCAAUUGUGUACCUUUUUGAAAAAUUACCCAUUCCCUUGGAUUUUCUUUUAGAUUUGUACAUAGAACAAAACCUUUUUUAAACAUUGUUCUUUCGUAGGUGUAUAUAUAUACAUAUGUUUAAGGAUUAUACCUCCAGUUUAUCAAACAGUAAGUUAAUGUGUUUGAUUUGAUAAUUUUUUCUGAUUAUAAAGGGUGAGUUAUAUGUUGUUAUUAAAAUUGGAAAAAGAAAUAAAAUAAUCGAGAUAUGGUUAGAAUAUCUACAUUCAACUGCAAUGAAAUUACAAAAAUAUUUCUGAUGUAUUUUCUGUUUGUAAUAUGAUUUCAAAAUCAUUCUUCAGACCUUAGAUUAUGGAAGUAUUUUUUUCUUCACGUGUGUAUAGAAAUUAAAAAGGCUAGAAAAAUCACCUAAGU